Phymastichus coffea is the source of this 1351-nucleotide messenger RNA. RefSeq names its product circadian clock-controlled protein daywake-like. The coding region runs from base 143 to 883 and encodes 246 amino acids. The record is from RefSeq and is a predicted model, not a curated record. The transcript has 4 exons. NCBI's taxonomy places the organism in Eukaryota, Metazoa, Arthropoda, Insecta, Hymenoptera, Eulophidae.
UCCGGUGUCGCGUCGCAUCGAGUCGACGUCGCCGGAGAAAGUGCAGCUUUACUUUAUAUAUAUACGCCGGCGCCAGGACCAUCGUCAGCAUUUUCGUGCUGAGUACGUCCGCGAAUAGUGCCGUUGUUUAUCUGUCAUCGUCAUGAUUGCUUACUAUUCUUUGGCGAUCCUCUGCCUUGUCCAGCUCUCCUUUGCCAAGCUACCGCCUGGCGUAACAACAUGUCCAAAGUCGGAACCGAACGAGUUCAACAAGUGCGUCCUCAAGCAGCUGGAAAUUCUGACGCCGUUCCUCGCCAAAGGCAUACCGGCGAUGAAAUUGCCAGCCCUCGACCCCUUACUGUUGCCGUCGCUGAGCAUCGAUCGCAACCUCGAGGCACUGAACAUCAAAGCCAACAUGAGCCAAAUUCAAGUGUUCGGUGCCUCGAACUAUCUGGUCGAUGAGAUCGACGCCAAGCCCGAGCAGCUGGCCGUCUACCUCAAGAUCCACUUGCCCGAGGUUCACGUCAAGGGCAACUACGACGUUCACGGAAGACUCCUGCUCCUGCCUCUCAGCGGAGUCGGCAGCUUUAAGGGCAACUUUACGAAUACCGAGGUUCGAGUUAGCGCUCGUGCCAAGGCAGUGACCGACAAGACUGGCGUCAAACGCCUCGAGCUCGACAAGCUUCAGACGAAAAUUCGCGUUGGCAGUGGCAAUAUCAAGCUCAAGGCACCACCAGCUCACACGCUUACGGCCGAUGCAGCAGCAACUUUCUUCAACUCCAAUCCCAGACUGGUCCUCGACAUCGCCAGUCCUAUAGUCGAAGACACCGCUGCAACCGUCGGCAGAGCAUUGGUCGCCAGGGCGCUCAGCGUUUUCGCCAAAGACGAAUUAGUACCUUUCUAGUUGACCGUAUUGUUACCUGCGUUUUGUUACGUUUGCUCUAUGUUUAUCGUUGGUUGUUUGUCUUUGUCGCAGUCAUUUUUCAUUCCAUUCUAACCAAGACAGUAGUAAGAUAGUUCGCAGCAAGACGAAAUGCCUGGUCGUCGGACGAACAUUUUGCGUCAGUAUUAAAUUAUUAUUCGAAUUCGCUUCGUGUAUGAAUGUCGAGCUAAAAAAGCAACGUGGAAUCGUUUGUUUCAUCAUUUUCUUUAUUCCCUAAUUGUACAAAGAUCAGUUAAAUUCUUUACAUGCACAUGUGUGAGUAUAACGUAUUUAAACGAAAAAGAGAGAGAACGGAUCCCGCAACCGAUAGGAAACAGCUUCGGGUGGAUUAGUGAGCGAGAAACAGCUUUCGUCGCGUGACAACGCUGAAUUUUGAAGAAAUGACGACGAAAUCCCGAAUAAAUGUGAUUUAUUGUUACUGUCGAUAAA